AUGUCGUUGAUUCCAAGUUUCUUUGGUGGCCGAAGGAGCAAUGCUUUUGAUCCAUUCUCCAUUGACGUUUGGGAUCCUUUGAGAGACUUUCAAUUUCCCAGUUCUGCACUUUCUGCUUCAUUCCCUCGUGACAAUUCUGCUUUUGUGAGUACAAGAGUGGACUGGAAGGAAACACCAGAAGCACACGUGUUCAAGGCUGAUCUUCCUGGACUCAAGAAGGAGGAAGUGAAGGUUGAAAUUGAAGAUGACAGAGUUCUUCAGAUUAGUGGUGAGAGGAAUGUUGAGAAAAAAGAUAAGAACGAUCAAUGGCAUCGCGUUGAGCGUAGCAGUGGAAAGUUUGUGAGGAAGUUCAGGUUGCCUGAGAAUGCUAAAAUGGAUCAAGUGAAAGCUUCCAUGGAGAAUGGUGUUAAGAUGCGGACUUAA
This is a messenger RNA of Trifolium pratense (red clover), 423 nucleotides long. RefSeq names its product 18.2 kDa class I heat shock protein-like. The transcript has a single exon. The coding region runs from base 1 to 423 and encodes 140 amino acids. The record is from RefSeq and is a predicted model, not a curated record. NCBI's taxonomy places the organism in Eukaryota, Viridiplantae, Streptophyta, Magnoliopsida, Fabales, Fabaceae. Gene Ontology annotation, biological process: response to hydrogen peroxide; protein complex oligomerization; response to salt stress.